UAUAAAGAACCUGUCCAAGAGACAUUCUACCUCUUCGUUAACCAUGUCAGAAACACCAAUCCUCCGCAUCGCCGUCGUGGGCGCCGGUAUUGCUGGCCUCACCGCCGCGAUCGCGCUCAAGAACCAUCCAGGCAUCGAUGUCCAGAUCUAUGAGCGAGCGACGAAGUUGACCGAGAUUGGAGCUUCGAUUGCAUUGGGACCGAACGGAUUGAGAACCUUGGACCGACUGGGUCUUGAUAAUGCGAUUGAUGGUUCGAUUGCGUUUCGAAACCUCAAGACGAAGUUGCCAAUGAUCUAUCGACAUUACAAGACGAACGAAGUCGUCUCCGCGGACAAUCACAAAGGCCAGGUCGAAGACCGCCAUCUCACAUCUCGAUACUACCGCGCACAUCUCCAGCAAGCCCUCCUCGAGCAUGUGGACCCUGCGCAACUCCAUCUCGGAAAGGCGUUUCUCUCCGUUGCUUAUAGCAAAAGCCCCAAAGAACUUACCAUCAAGUUUCUCGACGGCUCAACAACUACGGCUGACCUUCUCCUUGGUGCUGACGGCAUAAACUCUGCCGUCCGCCGUUUCUUCGUCCCCAGUUCUCAACCCAAAUGGACAGGCUGGGUCACCUUCCGUUCCGUCUUCCCAUUUUCCCACGUCUCCCACAUUCCAGAUCUGCCGGAUGAGGCGACUCAUUUCUGGGGGCACGACCGCACACUCUUUGUUUCCAACUUGGGAAAAGACCUCUUCACUGUCGUGGGAUCCUACCAAAGCGAUCCCGAUGCGGCUGAGUCACCGUACAGAGACGCGGUCUGGGAUUCUGACGGUGAUGUUUCAGUCUUGCGAGAGUAUUACAAAGACUGGAGCCCUCUUAUCCGCGCCAUCGUAGACGCGGUCCCGCACACGCGCAUCUAUCCUAAUGUCGCGGCGCAGGGACUCGACUCGUGGACACUAGGUUAUGGGAGGGUUACGCUGGCGGGCGAUGCAGCACAUGCUCAUGGCGGCGCGUUUGCGGCUGGAGGGAGUCUGGCGAUUGAUGAUGGAUGGUCAUUUGCGCAAUCUGUAUUGAACGUGUUCCCGCCCUCCGCGACGAAGUUGCCGGGGGAUGAGGAUAUCGCGAAAGCUUUGAGGGUUUAUGGUAGGACCAGGAAGCCACAUACAGAUCGAGUGUUGCAUACCGUGCAUUCGGGGAACAAGGCGAAGGUUGAGAGGAUUGGGAAAGUGGAGACGGAUGAGGAAUUGAGAGCUAGGAUGAAGAAUAGGGGAGAUCCGACUUGGAUACAUGAACACGACGUUGUUGCUGCGUUACGAGACGCAUUAGCGGCAGACAAGAAGACGUCGGGAAUAGAAGCAAGACUGUAGAAGUUGCACGAAACAAUGAAUAUAUUAGAAAAUGAUAGCGUGCUCAACAUCCU
Messenger RNA from Mytilinidion resinicola, 1398 nucleotides. Its product is annotated as FAD/NAD(P)-binding domain-containing protein. Gene Ontology annotation, molecular function: FAD binding; monooxygenase activity. Lineage: Eukaryota; Fungi; Ascomycota; Dothideomycetes; Mytilinidiales; Mytilinidiaceae. The transcript has 2 exons. The record is from RefSeq and is a predicted model, not a curated record. The coding region runs from base 44 to 1345 and encodes 433 amino acids.